AACAUUGAGGUUAGGAAAGAAACGAAGACGUAAACAAUUCUCAGAUGAAGGGUCCUCAACUACGAAAUGAGAUAAUAGGUGGAGAGUUACGUAUAAACCAUAGAGAAAAUCUUCAGUAGGUAGGCGAUGGCACCGCCAAACAAAGUUUUACGGCUCAAAAUAGGUGGCAGACCAUAUACCGCGUACAGCACCGAUGCAAUGGAAAGAUGUCUACAUGACGUCACAAAUCACAUACUAACUCAACGAGAAGCUUCAGAAAAGUACAAGAUACCUCGUAGUACGAUAAUACUUAAGCUAAAAGCUCAUCGUAACAGCAACGUACAUGUUCCAGGUCGUAAAUGUUUUUUUUUUCUCCAGAAGAAGAAAAAUCAUUCAUCGAUAACGUUGUUCUACUGUGCGAUUAUAGAUUUCCCUAACUUUGUUUGAUCUGAGGUGUGUUGUUAAGAUGUAUUUGGACAGCCGUGGUACCACAAUAAAUGCAUUCAAGAACAAUUUUCCUGGAAGGCGUUGGGCCGAGUGCUUUUUAGAGCGCCAUAAAAAAGAACUUUCUCAAAGAUUCUGCAGCAAUAUUGAAAGAGUUCGUGCAGCCGUCAAUGUAGAAAUAAUAAAUAACUUCUUUGAGCAUUUGGCAACUGAAAUUAAAGAUGUCCCCCAAGACUGUAUCUACAGGGUGUUUCAGUUUAUUC
Acanthoscelides obtectus is the source of this 686-nucleotide messenger RNA. Lineage: Eukaryota; Metazoa; Arthropoda; Insecta; Coleoptera; Chrysomelidae. The record is from the annotation of a GenBank genome assembly.